Messenger RNA from Xyrichtys novacula (pearly razorfish), 1104 nucleotides. NCBI's taxonomy places the organism in Eukaryota, Metazoa, Chordata, Actinopteri, Labriformes, Labridae. The record is from the annotation of a GenBank genome assembly.
AUGGCUUUGCAGGAUUUGUGCAAAUUCAAGGACACCUCCUCUGACAGCAUUUCCACAAACUUUUCUUCAGCGCCCUAUUGGAACUAUGCACGUAAUUUGCCUGUUUGUGAAGGAGCCAGUCUGUUCAGUUUUUACAUCCCAGUGGCAGAGUACCUGGAAGAAAGUCCACUUCAGUUUGGGCAAAUCAGAACCACACAGAACUCUACUGACAUCUUUUCUCUUGAAUCCGUGUCUUUAUUGACAUCCCUCCAUCUGGCCUCCUCUGAGUCGGUCCCUCUGCCUUUCCCAAUGUCUCACGGCACCACCACCCUCGCUUUCAUGUUUCAAGGUGGCGUGUUGGCAGCAGCAGACACUCGUUCCAGUUGCUCUGGGCUGGUCGCUGACCCAGCCGCCCAGAAGAUCCUGCCCAUCCACAGCCACUUGGUUGGAACGACUUCGGGCACUUCAGCCGACUGCGCUCUCUGGAAGAGGAUUCUGGCACGAGAGCUACGGCUUUACCAACUCCGCCACGGUCGACGGCUUUCCACCAGAGGAGCUGCCAAAUUGCUUUCCCACAUGCUUCACCCAUUUAAGGGGACUGAGCUGUGUGUGGCAGCCACGCUGUGUGGGUGGGAUGGAGGAGAGGAUGAUGGAUGCCACGGCCAUGAGGGUGCAGAGAUUUACACUAAAGAGACGAGUGAUUUUGAAAAGUCUGUGGAUACAAGCUUUAAAAAAACAUUUCAAGCAAACAUCCAGAGCUCUUCUCUAACAGACGCCAGAAAUUCUGCGAAUAUCUCCGGCCCAAGUUUGGUCUACGUGUGCAGUGAUGGUACCCGCCUGCAUGGGACACUCUUCUCUGUGGGUUCAGGAUCACCCUACGCCUACUCCAUUCUGGACCAAGGGGUUAAGUGGGGACUAACGUUGGAUGAGGCCACAUCCAUUGCCAGAGAAGCUGUAUACAGAGCAACACACAGGGAUGCAUACUCAGGGAACUGUGUAGACGUCUAUCACAUCUCCUCAAAAGGAUGGACUCGCAGGAACAGGGAGGAUCUAAAAGAGGAGUAUUACAGAGAAAAGAGAAGACAAGAGAAGAGGGAGAGACAGGAUGUGACUUUGUCAGAGUAG